AUGACAAAGAAAAAAACAGUUGGCUGGAGUCAGAAGUUAAAUCACGGAAAAGAUAUGUGUUGCUGCUUAAUCUAGCGCAGGACUGAAGAGGAGGAUCUGUGAGAGAGAAGAAGGAGCGCAGCAGCUGAAACAGUUUCUCGCCUUUUGUUUUCCUGUCAUAUCGAUAUGGAGUCAGCCAUUAAGACAGUGGUGACCACAUUUCUUAGUUCAGCCAGGGGGAAGGAGAACCUAGACGGGGGUGGCUUCCAGAAACUGGUAAAGAACCAGCUUGGCGGCCUCAUGCAGGAUGCAAACUGCUCUUCUGCCGUUAAGGAGAUGCAGCAGGGGCUGGAUGCCAACAAAGAUGGAAAGGUCAGCUUCCAGGAAUACCUCACUCUGAUUGGCUACCUGGCCAAUGCCCUCAGUCAGAGCAAGACUGGAGCUACUCAAGAUGCAUCAUAGAUUAACAACCCCCAACCCCACCCCUUUUUUUUUUUUUGCUUUGCUUUUUUUUUUAAUCUUUUCUCAUUUCCAAAUGCUCUAACCAUCAUGUAUACAUACAGUCCAUAAUUUCCAUCAUUUUUUAGUUAAUCAGCCAGUUCUAUAACGCUCUAAAUGUAUGUCCAGAUCAACCUUCCUUUCACUUACACGGUAUUGAUCUCCACUGUCAAGGACACAUUGAAGGACUCUAAGCUGGGAGUGUCUUUUUUUAUACCAAUUAUACAAAAGAUACUUACUGUAUUUUCAAAAUAAAAGCUUUAUAUAAUAAAACCA
This is a messenger RNA of Epinephelus lanceolatus (giant grouper), 753 nucleotides long. RefSeq names its product protein S100-A13. Gene Ontology annotation, cellular component: perinuclear region of cytoplasm. The record is from RefSeq and is a predicted model, not a curated record. Gene Ontology annotation, molecular function: calcium ion binding; calcium-dependent protein binding. Lineage: Eukaryota; Metazoa; Chordata; Actinopteri; Perciformes; Serranidae.